AUGUCAGAAAGAUCAAAUCUAUGGGGUGGUACGUUUGACAUUACCCUGGAAAUGGAAGAUCAAAGCAUCGAAAGUGGCCACCGCCACUACUAUGACAGAUCUGCCUAUCAAUCACCAUUGGAAGACGAAGUGAAGCAAGGCUGGUUAUUAAGACCGGCCAUGGAUAUGGAAAUGAAAAGGAAGAAGAAGAAACGUUGCUUCAACAUUAAUCCCACCGUGUUGAUCAGAACCCUGGUAGUGGUUGCCGUGUUAGCCGGGUUUGUAGCCCUUGUCGCUUUUCUAGCAACUCGCCGUCACCACCACCGUCCACCUCCCGUUCAGGACAACUACACCAUUGCUCUUCAACGUGCCCUUAUGUUCUUUAAUGCUCAAAGAUCUGGAAAACUCCCUGCAAAUAACCAUGUUUCAUGGCGGGGUGAUUCGUGCUUGGACGAUGGCAAUGGAUACUUGAACGGGCUAGAAGGCGGCUACUACGACGGCGGGGAUGCCGUCAAGUACAGUUUUCCUGCAUCUUUUGCAAUGACCAUGUUGAGUUGGAGUGUAUUGGAGUAUAGUGCAAAAUAUGAAACUGCCGGAGAGCUUAACCAUGUCAAGGACAUAAUCAGAUGGGGCACGGAUUACUUAUUGAAGACAUUCAAUUCAUCUGCAGAUACAAUAGACAAGAUUGUUUUACAAGUUGGAAAAAAUUCUUCAGAGAACUGUUGGAUACGUCCCGAGAGCAUUAAUUACCCAAGGCCUGUAAUACCAUGUUCUACCUGUCCAGCUUUAGCUGCAGAAAUGGCUGCUGCCUUAGCUGCUGCAUCAAUUGUUUUCAAAGAUGAUCAUAAAUACUCGAAGAAAUUAGUCCACGGAGCGGAUAUACUCUUUAAGUUCGCUACGAAAGGGGAAGGCGAACGGUAUGCCGGUGGUUCGGAUCCCCCUUCGAAUUUUUAUAAUUCGUCUGGUUUUUGGGAUGAGUUUGUUUGGGGAGGAGCUUGGAUGUAUUGUGCAACAGGGAAUUCUUCCUACAUUGACCUUGUUACCAGCCCUGGUUUGGCGAAACAUGCCGAGGCUUUUUGGGGAGGUCCGGAUCAUGGCGUACACGGUUGGGACAACAAGCAUGCGGGUGCACAAUUGCUUAUGAGCCGGCUGAGGAUGUUCUUAGAUUUCGGCUAUCCAUACGAAGAAAUGUUGAAGAACUUUCACGAGCAGAUCAGUGAAAUCAUUUGUUCUUACCUUCCAGGGUCUCACAAUUUCAAGAGGACGAAUGGUGGCCUAAUAGAACUAAACCAUGGUAAGCCUAAACCUCUUCAAUACGUCACGAAUGCAGCUUUCUUGGCCACGUUAUACGCCGAUUACCUCGAAGCUACAUUGACACCGGGAUGGCAGUGCGGGGCUAAGUUUUAUCCGAAAGAUGCAUUUCGGGACUUUGCGAAGACACAGAUCGAUUACAUCCUGGGGAGGAAUCUGCGGCACAUGAGUUACGUUGUAGGAUUAAGUGAUCAUUUCCCUCAGUAUGUGCACCACAAAGGUGCAUCGAUUCCCGGCUACAUCAAGCAUCAAAGCUGUCAAGAAGGAUUGCGAUGGAAGGAGAGUAAAAAGCCGAAUCCAAAUACGAUUGUUGGAGCCAUGGUUGGUGGACCUGAUAAGCACGAUGGUUUUCAAGACAACAGGUCCAAUUACAAUUUCACCGAACCAACCAUUGCUGGCAAUGCAGGUUUGGUUGCAGCAUUGGUGGCUUUGUCGGAUGGAAGUAAAACCGGGAUAGACAAGAACACCAUGUUCUAUGCCAUCCCUCCAUUUUCUAUGCCUUGACCGCCACCGCCACGGCCACUGGUCGGGAAACCAUGACAUAUGUAUGCUUUGGGCAGCAAGUGAAUUUAGUGCAUAGAAAUUUGCCAGUAAACUUAA
This is a messenger RNA of Gossypium raimondii (Peruvian cotton), 1890 nucleotides long. Its product is annotated as endoglucanase 9. NCBI's taxonomy places the organism in Eukaryota, Viridiplantae, Streptophyta, Magnoliopsida, Malvales, Malvaceae. Gene Ontology annotation, molecular function: hydrolase activity, hydrolyzing O-glycosyl compounds. The record is from RefSeq and is a predicted model, not a curated record. Gene Ontology annotation, biological process: carbohydrate metabolic process. Bases 1 to 1794 code for a protein of 597 amino acids. The transcript has 2 exons.